AUGAAAUCACUGUUAUGCGUGCGAUACUUCAUCUUGCUCGUAUUUGCUAGAUUCAGCCAGCAGCUACCUAACCCCGGUGACUAUGACAUCGCCAAUUCUGCAAAAUUGUAUCAGGCAGGUGCUAGGUCAUCACCAACGAACAGCCUAGUUGACUACGCUGGUGGCGGAUCGGGUAAGCCAUCUAGCAACCAAAGACCUGGUGAGUACCAGGUCAAACCAAUGCCGAGCGGAGUGGCACCUAUUGGGAGUCAGAAUGCCCAAUCCAUGAAAUCCAACAACAUUCGACCUUUCGUUUUUCCAAAAGGCACUUAUUUACCAAAUCUCUCCGAAAGGAAGGACAUGAUUGGAAGCGCUCAAGGCGGGCCUAAAAUCGCUGCGGUGCUGAUGAUUCCAAAUCACGACCCAAGUGGAGGCAUAGGAAGUCGCAUGGUCGGACAACCUAUUGAGAAAGGCACUCUUGCUCAGCUCACUAGCGGGGGAGGUAGCAUUGACAGCAGUGAUGAUGACAGCAUCGCUCCUAUUUACAUUAUUGAGUUCAAGGACUCGACGAACAGCGUUGCUUCACCACAGGCACCCUUCAGAAUUAGGAAGGGAACUCCUGCCCGGGAGAACUAG
Messenger RNA from Haemonchus placei, 615 nucleotides. The record is from the annotation of a GenBank genome assembly. Lineage: Eukaryota; Metazoa; Nematoda; Chromadorea; Rhabditida; Trichostrongylidae.